Messenger RNA from Cynocephalus volans (Philippine flying lemur), 2048 nucleotides. It is a transcript of the gene RTN2, whose product is annotated as reticulon 2. The record is from RefSeq and is a predicted model, not a curated record. Gene Ontology annotation, cellular component: endoplasmic reticulum membrane. NCBI's taxonomy places the organism in Eukaryota, Metazoa, Chordata, Mammalia, Dermoptera, Cynocephalidae.
GGCCCGAGGGGGGCCAUGGGGCAGGUCCUGCCGGUCUUCGCCCACUGCAAAGAAGCUCCUUCUACAGCCUCCUCUACCCCUGAUUCCACAGAAGGAGGGAACGACGACUCAGAUUUUCGGGAGCUGCACACAGCCCGGGAAUUCUCAGAGGACGACGAGGAGACCACGUCGCAGGACUGGGGCACCCCCCGGGAGCUGACCUUCUCCUACAUCGCCUUCGAUGGUGUAGUGGGCUCCGGGGGGCGCAGGGAUUCAGCUGCCCGCCGCCCCCGGCCCCAAGGCCGCUCAGUCUCGGAACCACGAGACCAACCCCCUCAGCCCGGCCUGGGCGACAGCUUGGAGAGCAUCCCCAGCCUGAGCCAAUCCCCAGAGCCGGGACGCCGCAGUGACCCUGACACUGCCCCUCAGGCUGAGCGGCCCCUCGAGGACCUGAGGCUCCGGCUGGACCAGCUGGGCUGGGCGGCCCGGGGAGCGGGAUCCGGAGAGGAUUCCGCCACCAGCAGUUCCACCCCUCUGGAAGACGAGGAGCCCGACGCAUCAGAGGCAGGAGAGGCUGGGGAAGAAUUGGACCUACAACUUCGACUUGCUCAGUCCUCGCCACCCAAGGUCUUGACUCCCCAGCCCAGCCCGGGCUCUGGAACCUCCCAGGCCAGUACCCCGUCCCCAGCCCGAUACCAAGAUUCGAACUCUGGGCGUGAUCAGCCCAGGCUCGACGAGGAAGAAGAACCCUGGGGGCUGCUGGAGCGGGUGCCAAUCACGGGACAGUGCCUCGAUAGCACGGACCAAUCAGAACUUACAUUGGAGCCACACCUUUUAGGAAUGAGUUGGCUAUAGACAUCAGUGCUUUUGGCUGUUUACAAGAGAGUUCCAAUUUUGGAAUUGUCCCCACCUCUAUGGACAGCCAUUGGCUGGGUACAAAGGGGCCCGCCCCCGUACUCUCUUCUCCGGGUUCUACUGAAGUGGACAAAAUCCCCUAGAAGCAGCGGUGUCCUCAGCCUCUCACUUGGAGCCAAGAUGGGGAGUAAAGUGGCGGACCUGCUGUACUGGAAGGACACAAGGACAUCAGGAGUGGUCUUCACAGGCCUCAUGGUCUCCCUCCUCUGCCUCCUGCACUUUAGCAUCGUGUCUGUGGCCGCCCAUGUGGCACUGUUGCUGCUCUGUGGCACCAUCUCUCUCAGGGUUUACCGCAAAGUGCUGCAGGCCGUGCACCGGGGGGAUGGAGCCAACCCCUUCCAGGCCUACCUGGAUGUGGACCUGACCCUGACUCGCGAGCAGACAGAACGUUUGUCCCAGCAGAUUGCCUCCUAUGUGAUCUCUACGGCCACCCAGCUGCGGCAUUUCUUCCUGGUAGAAGACCUCGUGGAUUCCCUCAAGCUGGCCCUCCUGUUCUACAUCUUGACCUUCGUGGGUGCAAUCUUCAAUGGUUUGACUCUUCUCAUUCUGGGAGUGAUCAGUUUAUUCACUGUCCCCCUGCUGUAUCGGCAGCACCAGGCCCAGAUCGACCAGUAUGUGGGGUUGGUGAACAGUCAACUGAGCCACAUCAAAGCUAAGAUCCGAGCUAAGAUCCCAGGGACAGGAGCCCUUGCCUCCGCAGCAGCUGCAGUGUCUGGAUCUAAAGCCAAAGCCGAAUGAGAGGGGUGUCUCUGCCUGCGGAACGCCUGCCCCCACCCCUUGCAGCCCUCUGGCCCUUCUCCCAUCUCCCAUCUCUCCCCAUCCUCUCCCCGCCUCAGCCCGUCAUUCCCCGGUGGGUGUCAGGAUCGCUCAUACCAGGGAAUCUGCGCCAAUUGCCUGAGCGGACAGGACUACAUUUCCCAAGAGGCACUGCUCUAGGAGUCCCGGAAAGGCGAGGCACCUUGGCCGCAGGGCCUUCUAGGACUUGUAGUUGAUUAGGCAGGGCACCGCCCUGCACUUCCGUGACCCCGCCGCUGGAGGCGCCGUGAGCGGGUGGUGUCUCCUGGACGCCACUAGCCCCAACGCCUGGGCUUUGCAUGGGGCCCAGGGGAGGCCUGAGCUUGGAUUUACACUGUAAUAAAGACUCUUGUGGAAAA